Messenger RNA from Haliotis rufescens (red abalone), 2781 nucleotides. RefSeq lists its product as uncharacterized. The coding region runs from base 207 to 2114 and encodes 635 amino acids. The record is from RefSeq and is a predicted model, not a curated record. Lineage: Eukaryota; Metazoa; Mollusca; Gastropoda; Lepetellida; Haliotidae. The transcript has 6 exons.
UCACGUAACACUUCCUCACUGGAGCGGAUUACCGUCACUUCAGCCAUCUGUGUGUCCACUCCAAACCAGCGUUCCCAUAGUCUACCGGCCAUCUCGUUAGCCUUCACUCCCUUGACUUCAGUCACCUGACCGGCGCAAGGUCGGCCCCGUUUAACCUGACCCGGGUCAUUUUGUAUGGACAAGUGACAGUGGACGGUCAUCUACUCAUGGAUAGUGCUACCUGCUGUCUGGUGUCGGCUCUGAUCGUCUUCUUGGGAAUAUUAUGCUUAAUAGAAUGCAAAACAGAGAUACGUACGGAGUCCAUCUGCUACAACACAAGCCCCUGCACUGACAAGUACCACACACUGAUGUGUGAAUCCAAAAAGAGGAUCGCUGUCCACCAUGCUGUUUACGGCUUCAAGUCGUCCGACCAGUGCCCUACCGUCACCGACUGCAACAACAGCACCGACACCUCCUGCUGCGACACCGACGAAGCGGGCGACUGUCAGAUGGCGUUCCACCAGGAGGGCAUAGACCAGAUCGUUGAGGACUGCUAUGGGCAAUCGCGAUGCUCCUUCCCCAGUCCAAAGACAUCAGGGUCGUGUUCUGAUUCUACAGUUAAAGUGUCAAGCUACUCCAAACUAUAUUACAGGUGUAUUGCAGAAUCAACAAUUGCCGAUUUUUGUUCCGUGGAGACGGUACGAGGUGAGUCCACGUUCUCAGUGUACGAUCCCAGGGGGUCCAACUUCAAAUCGGGCACCUGUUCAUGCACAGUGGACUCUGCCAACCCCAGUGUCAAGGCCAACAUUCAGGUAUACGGAGUGUACAUGCGCCUGAACGGCACCGCUAAAGCAAACCAGUGUUCUAAACUGACCAUCUACGACAGAGACACUGCAUACGUGUUCGGCUGCGACAACGACAAGAAAGUUGAACAGGAGGAAGAACAACAGGAACAGUCCCUCCUCAACACGACAACGCCGGUGACGGUCCGUCUGGCUCUAAGUCCAACCAGUCCACCUAGAUAUGUGUGGAUAGGAUUUGAAGCCAAUGAUGCCGCCAACCUGGUAUUGAGGUGCCACGCUGACGAGGGAAACAUUGCAGGGGUGUUCAACAAACUCGUGGGGGACGCUGACGGCAUAGACCCUGACUUCGUCGCCGCCAUUCUGUUCGGAGUCCUUAUAAUGGUUGUCGUUCUGUCGGUAACAUUGGCAGGGUUUCCGUGGUAUAUGAGGAAACUUGCAGCGGAAAUGGAUUCACAGAAACAGAAUGGGGUUAUAGCAAACGGGGAAUCAGCACCCAAGACUCGCCGUAGUUCCAGGGACCCCAAGAUAUAUGUUGAGAUGGAGGAGGCAAUGAACGGAGCUCCAGUGGGUAACAGCAUCCCCAUGGAAACACGGACACCAUACUAUUCUGAUGCUUACGAGUCCAAACAGAAGGAGAAAAGAAAGAAGAGUGAACCCAAAGUUGUUCCAGCGCCGCAAGUCCCCAAACCUUUUGAGCUGCAAGAGGUAUCCGAAGAAAAUACCUGCUAUCUAGGAAUGGAUAGUCCAACGGGAAGGCAAAGCUACCUAGGUUCUGAGACCCAGGAAUCAACCGGAUCUGACGGGGUGUCAAUGAUCUACUCCGAGCCAUAUGCAAUGAUGUCCUCAUGUUCCAGCUUCAAGGAGGACAACUAUACCUGUCCUUCGCUUACUUCAACUCUCACUCUGAGGUCCAAUAAGGUCGACCAAACAGAAAAUAAUUACGAGGCUGCGUUCGGGGAUGAGGACAAGGACAAUUUAAAACGACCCGAGGACAGGGUGGUGGACGGUUCCUCAGUGGUUGAAAAUGAGGACGAGUACCUGCUUCCCGUCACACCGGAUAUUGGUAAAGAUAGAAGGGCGUCUGUGCAGUCACUGGAAUAUGCGUGCAUCCCUACCAAGGACAAUUCUCCAGGCAAAGAUGGUGGACGAAGGAGGUCAUUGUCCUACUUUGUGAAUCAGGCUUUUGAUGUGACAGACAGGCCGCCUCUUCCUCCUCCAAUGAUUGGCCGAGAGCCUCUAGCAGACAGAAAGCCAUUGGUUGAAGUCGAUGAAGGUCCAUUGGCACCUGCUGAAAGUGAAUUUGCGAAUAGUGAAUAUUUCAUGGAUCAAUGAUAGUUUGUUUUACGAUAGAAAACAACCACAACAUGUGCCUUGCAGUACAAAGAACAAGAAGCUGUGUAUCCCCCACGCCAGUGUUCAUCAUUGUGGCAUAGAUGCAGCGCGUCCUGCAUUCCCUUGUUUGGUUUCAUGAGCAUGGCUAUGGCAUGGACAUGGGAUAACAUAUGGAACAUGAAGUGAUAAAACAUGACAGUUGAUGCCACAGCAAAUGGACAUAUUGAUUGGAUUUACGAGUCGUUUUCCAUAGUUGCGAUGUCCUCAAGUUCACAUUUAGAAGCCAACUCAUCGCAAUAGAAGUCACGUGUAUUCAACUUAAAGACAAUAAGCCAUUUCAGUGACACCCUAACACUCUUCUAAGGGAUACUGACGAUCUAAUCGCGUUGCAGGGGAUAUGUUUGAUCACGUAAUCACGAACUGAGUGACGUUGAGAUGACUUCAGCAAAUGACUAAGACUGGACUAUUGUCUCACGAAUUGUAUAAUACAUACAUCGUAUCAUACGUUGUCUUUUGUACAUUCAUUCUCUUACAUACAUGAUGAUAAAUAUAUGUAUUUACCUUUUGGAUGUACAUAAUUUUACCUUUGAAUGAGAGACACAUUUUUGUAUGAAGAAAGACAUUAUUUAUGUACAUAUAUAUGUAAAUAAAACUAAAUAUCUAUUCA